GUCUCUCUCCAUGGUGCUGAAUCUGACCACGUGACCCUGGAGUUUUGCCCGGCGGCUGUUUCCGCCCCUCUAUUAUUAUAAUUUUUUAAAGCUUUUGCCCUCUUUCUUUGAAACGGAGACAAACAAAACAGCUUCGGCUGCGGUUUUAAUGAAAGCUGGGAACAAUACGGGCGGCUGCGUGGCUGCUCACUGAGGCCCGCGUGGGUCGCUUCCUCAUCGCCAUUUUUCUCCAGACCGCUCGCGGUGAUCAUGGACACCGACUAUUCGUCCGGGCUGGAGAAUCCUCUGUACAGGGAGCUGAAGUACUUCUGCAGGAAAAUACAGGAGGCCUACACCGAGCUAAAGGAUGAUUUGACGCCUUACCACGAUGAUCGCUUUUAUAGGUUGGCUCCAAUGCGGCUCUACACCUUGUCGAAAAGGCAUUUUGUUCUGGUGUUUGUGGUGUUCCUGAUCUGCUUUGGCCUCACUGUCUUCAUUGGGAUUGCGGGCCCAAGGAUAAUAGAAGAACAGGAGAACAAUGGGGAUCAACUGGUUAGAAAAAACAGCUCUGUCAAGACGGGACCCUUCAAUCUACUUUCUCCUCCUCUCACCACCUACAACCAGCAGCUGUGGCUCACCUGUGUGAUGGAGGCGGAAAAGGGCAACAUGGGAGCCUUCCAGCAGCCCUUUGAGAUUAACGUGGAGCUUAAAGGAGUGAUGCAGGACGCCAGUGUGAUGCACAUCAAUCCUGUGCACCAGAAACCCCGAAUGCUGCACUGUGGGGCCAAGUGUGAUGAGAUCAUUGUGCUUCAUCUGGGUUACUUGAACUACACCCAAUACAAGGUGGUGGUCAGCUUUAAAGGCCUGGAGAACAUCACAUAUGAGAUAAAAGUGAAGUUUUUGUGGAAAAUGUAUAACCCCACCUUCUCUCAAGUGGAAAUCUGGUUCCGCUUCGUCUUUGUGGUUUUGACCUUCAUGGUUACGUGCAUGUUUGCUCAUUCCUUGAGAAAAUUCUCCAUGAGAGACUGGGGCAUUGAGCAGAAAUGGAUGUCUAUUCUGCUGCCUUUGCUUCUCCUCUAUAAUGAUCCGUUCUUCCCGCUCUCCUUCCUGGUGAACAGCUGGUUUCCCGGGACCCUGGAUGCCUUUUUUCAGGCUCUCUUCCUGUGCUCUCUUUUACUCUUCUGGCUCUGCGUGUACCACGGCAUAAGGGUUCAGGGUGAAAGAAGAUUCCUCACUUUUUACCUGCCCAAACUGAUCAUCGUGGGGCUUCUGUGGCUCUCGGCGGUUACCCUCGGCAUCUGGCAAACGGUUAAUGAACUUCAAGAUCCCACCUAUUCUUACAAAAUCGAUAUUGCAAACUUUCAGGGCAUGAAAGUCUUCUUCCUCAUUGUUGUUGCCCUCUACAUCCUCUACCUGAUAUUCUUGAUCGUCAGAGCUUGUUCUGAACUGAAGAACUUGCCGUACUCAGAUCUUCGACUGAAGUUCUUGACAGCGCUGACAUUUGUGGUCCUUGUUAUAAGUAUGGUCAUCCUCUACCUGAGGUUUGGUGCCAAGGCUCUUCAGGAAAAUUUUGUGGCUGAAUUAUCUACUCAUUAUCAAAAUUCAGCGGAAUUUUUAUCCUUCUAUGGUUUGCUCAACUUUUACUUGUACACAUUAGCAUUUGUGUAUUCUCCCUCCAAAAAUGCUCUUUAUGACUCUCAGCUAAAGGAUAAUCCAGCUUUCUCCAUGCUGAACGACUCAGAUGACGAAGUUAUUUAUGGGAGCGAUUAUGAAGAUAUGCCUCUGCAAAACGGCCGUGCCGUCAAAGCAACUGCAAAGUACCAGGAUGGGAGCGACAGUGACUGAUGCAGCCGGCACCUCAAUCAUCUUCUGUCUUAGUCGGAAACUAUGAGGAUUUCUUGUGACAGCAGUGCAGGAUGCACACAAGAUGCAUGUGCAGAAAUAACAUGAAAUCAUAUACUGUAAGUGUAGAUAAACAUGUUGUUUUUUUGUUUUUAAAAAGAAAGGGUUGAUCACAUCUCUACUGAAUGUACUGCACAUUGAAAAGGUGAAACAUCUGUUUAAAACUAGUUUUAUCAAGAUUGUAAAGUUUACUCUUCAUAACCUGCACUUCCUGACAGACAAACAAUCAGGGAAAAGUGCUACUAUUAGCAUUGAUGGGGGGUUUUGGGUUGAAUUAUUUUAUUCCUUUGUGUUAAACCACUGUUUUCUAUCUUUACAUCAUUCCUUUCUGCUCUAAUGGUUUAAAAAUUGGGGGAAAUGAAAGUGUGCAGCUAUUAGUAACACUAGUUAUUUCAAAAAACCUUCAACAUUUACAGCUUUAAUUAUGCCACUUUAAUAAAACUGUUUUUUUCUUUGAUACCUGCAGUUUUGAAAACAAUUUGCACAUUGUUUCUUUGCCAAACAGAUUAAUGUACAUUUGUGUAAAUGGAUUGCAGAUUUUUCCAGCACAUACCAGCUCAUACUAAUGGCCAAAUUUAGCCUUUAUGAUUUUUUUUAAUGGUACAACUUCACUUAUUUUUAUCAUCUUUCCAAAUAUUGUACAGUUUUCUUUUGCAAAAUGCUAAAGAAAUGCUAAUUUUCUGUACAAAUUUAUGUUUUAUCUGAACGGUGCCUUGCAUUUACAUUUUGUUUUUCCUCAUAAAUGGGUUAUGAAUUUGAAAAAUGUUUCUUGAGGGAAUGUCACUCGUGUUUCAGAUGAUUUUUCUUGAGGUGUUUGUAAAAUGUGCUGCUGCUCGAGUUAAAACUUGUACAUGAAACUGUAAUAAGACUUGUAAAUAAAGCAAAGUGUCUGAACCGUUCUUGUAAUGAAAA
Molecule: messenger RNA, 2793 nt
Organism: Oryzias melastigma (Indian medaka)
Lineage: Eukaryota; Metazoa; Chordata; Actinopteri; Beloniformes; Adrianichthyidae
Gene: tmem181
Product: transmembrane protein 181
Exons: 17
Coding region: 250-1824 (524 amino acids)
Molecular function (GO): toxic substance binding
Source: RefSeq, a predicted model, not a curated record